Messenger RNA from Bombus pyrosoma, 1681 nucleotides. Its product is annotated as protein abrupt-like. Lineage: Eukaryota; Metazoa; Arthropoda; Insecta; Hymenoptera; Apidae. Bases 115 to 1197 code for a protein of 360 amino acids. Gene Ontology annotation, biological process: regulation of transcription by RNA polymerase II. Gene Ontology annotation, molecular function: protein binding. Gene Ontology annotation, cellular component: nucleus. The transcript has 4 exons. The record is from RefSeq and is a predicted model, not a curated record.
UACACAGAAUAAGAACUUUCUUAUCUACCAUGUUGAUUUUCAUGAUUCAAUUUUCGGACGGUUUUCCCUAGGCUUCGAUAUAUUAGUGUCGAGACCUAUUUAUAUGAUGGUGCCAUGGACAUAGAUAUAUUCACAAUAAACAUGGCAAAGAAUUCGUUGUCGGAACAAUUCUCCUUGAAGUGGAACAAUUUUUCUAAUAAUUUAACAUCUGGGUUUCUAAGUCAUCUUACUGAAAAUGAUCUAGUUGAUGUUACACUUGCAGUGGAAGGUCAAUUGUUACAAGCACACAAACUGGUUCUGUCAGUAUGUAGUCCAUACUUUAAAAAUAUAUUUAAGGAAAAUCCUUGUCAACAUCCAGUAAUUAUACUUAAGGACAUGAAGUAUACUGAAAUUGAGUCAUUAUUGAAAUUCAUGUAUCAAGGUGAAAUAAAUAUCAAUCAAGAAGAUUUAUCUACUUUUCUAAAAGUAGCACAAACAUUACAGAUAAGAGGACUCACAACAGAAGAUACAAAUAGCACAAAAUCGUUUCCUAGUUGUGAUAUUCAAUCAGAUAUUGAUAGUAAUAUACAAAAUGUUGCUCAAUCAAAUUUAAGUACAAUAAAUAGAACUUCCAAAGAAAUAGAAAUGAUAGAUAGAAGAAAGAGAUCCCAUGACAUAACAAAAAAAAGUUACAAGAGAAAAAAACAAGAUAUGUCCUUAAUAGCAGAAAAUAUUCACGAUCUAUCUAAUGAGAAAGUGGAUAAUGGUAAUCAAGAAGUUCUGUUUUUGACGACUGACACAAACAAUGAGACAAAUGAAAUUGUAGAUGAGGAAGAAAAUAUUAAUAUUCCUACUAUAAAAAUCAAUGAUAAUAAUAAAAGUGAUGAUAACCCUUUGCUACCUUUUCCCUUGAAUACUGAAAAUUCAAGAGAAAAUUCAACUCAGCAAGAUGUUGAACCAGUAAUUUACAGGCUUUCUGCACGAGGUCGACCACAAUUAGUGCAUGAGGGUUAUGUUUACAAUUUGACUUCUCGCUCCGAGGGUUUGAAUAGGUCUCAUUAUAGGUGUGCUGAACAGCAUCGUGGUUGUAAAGGUAAAUGUGCGGUUAUUGCAGAAAGAUUUAUGCCUACAGGUGUACAUGAUCAUAAUCAUCCACCUGGGUAUCAAUCAGAACAUGAUUACAGAAAAAAGAAAGGUUUAGAUGUAGAUACUCCUUAAAUCAUAAAUAUUUUAAGCUUGUAAACAGCAUUUUAUCAUAUUCUUAUUUUGUUACUGAAACUUUAGUGAAAAUGAAAAGUUCUUUCCAAGUAAUAUUGGCAUAUAACAUAUGCAUAGUAUUGCAUAUAACAAUAAUUCUUCAUAGAAAAGAAGCAUACAGUUAGGAAAUAUUCAUUUGCUGUGCAAUUUUAUAAUGAAAAUAAAAAUUUAGUACAUUGCAAUAUUGCAAAAAUUGUACAUUUAUAACUAUAUAUAACAGUAACAUAACAAGCCAAUGUGGUAUAUGGACCACUGUAUUUCAAUAAACUGUGAUGCACUUUUUUGCGAUAUAUAUAUAAAGAAAAACAAUAUAAAAUAGGUGAUGAGUACAUUCCAUUUAGUAUUAUAUUUAAUUUUCAUUAAAGCCAAAUAAAAGUAUUUAAUUUAUGUUAAUUGUUUACAUAUAGACUACUAUUUGUCGUGUAAUAAAUAUAAUUUGUUUUUA